CACCAGAAAUCGCCAGGACAGGCACACAGGAACACCUGAUACUCAACACAGACUUAACUUUGAAAAGACUCAAGAAAUGGCUGGGAAAAAAUGGAUUCUCCUUGUCUCCGGCUCAAAGGGCUGGGAACAUUACAAACACCAGGCCAAUGUGUGCCUUCAUUAUCAGCUUAUCAAGAAACAUGGAAUUCCUGAUGAGCAGAUUGUGGUGAUGAUGUAUGAUGACAUCGCUCACAAUCCAAAUAACCCGGCAAGUGGAGAAAUUAUCAGUGUAGUUGAUUCAAAAAACGUGUACUCAGGAGUUCCAAAGGACUACACUGGAGCGGAUGUGACCCCAGAGAACUUCCUGUCUGCUCUUCAAGGGGAGAAGAGAACGGACCAAAAAAAAGUCAUAGCCAGUGGACCCGAUGACAAAAUAUACAUCUACAUGACCGGUGUGGGACAAGAAGGCGGGUUUCAGUUUCCUGAAAAGGCACUUGAUCCCAAAGCUUUCACUGACGCGCUCAAGAGCAUGCAUGAUGGCAAAAAGUUUUCAAAGAUGGUGAUAUACAUGGACAGCGAUUACUCUGGAUCGAUGUUCGAAGGACUUCCCGAGGAUAUAGAGGUCUUUGCAUUGACUUCAUGUCACAAAUUCAUCGAAAACACUCCCACUGAUUACGAUGACCAGAGAGAAGUCUACCUCUCUGAUUUAUUCUCAAGCCAUUGGUUGAAGCAUCUUAACACGGUUGACUUUACUAAAGACACAUUCCAUAAUCUGGUAAAGAAUAAACAAUCUAAAUAUCUCAAAAGAAAUCCUGAUGGACCCCAUCCCUGUCAGUUUGGGGACAAGAAAAUCAUGAGUUGUCACCUUAGUGAAUUUCUGCAAAAAUGAACACCCAACAAGCUGUCCAAACCUUGUUCCAGAAAACAUCCAGCUGAGGCUCAUGCAAAUGACCAGAGUGAUUCUGAUGACCUUUUAUACUAGUUUCUUGUUUCAGACUUUAGCUUUAUAAUUAAAAUUAAAUGUAUUGCAGAAUAGCAUACACUAUCAUUAGAAGGUUCCUGGUUUGGGGUUGAUUUUUUUUCUUUCGUUCUUUAUUUCUUAUAUUCUUAUGUUCACCAAGCCUGGAUUGUUUGAUCAAAAAUAGAACCUAAAAAAGUCAUAUUGUGAAAUAUUGUACCAAAAAUAAAAUAAAGCUGGGAAUAAGGUUAAAAAUCCA
This is a messenger RNA of Pimephales promelas (fathead minnow), 1196 nucleotides long. The record is from RefSeq and is a predicted model, not a curated record. Lineage: Eukaryota; Metazoa; Chordata; Actinopteri; Cypriniformes; Leuciscidae.